This is a messenger RNA of Miscanthus lutarioriparius, 762 nucleotides long. Lineage: Eukaryota; Viridiplantae; Streptophyta; Magnoliopsida; Poales; Poaceae. The record is from the annotation of a GenBank genome assembly.
AUGUCACUUUUGGGUCUCUAUGCUGCUAUCUUCAUGAUUAUUGCAUUAGAAAUCAAGUUUGAGCUGGCUUUGCUAUUGCGUGAAAAGGCUGCAGACAGAGGUAUGCAUGGUCCAUCUAGUCGGAGUUCUGCCUUUCCACCAAAAGCAAGGCUGCUCCAGCAACGAAGGGCUCAUGCUGCACCAACAUUCACCAUCAAGCGGUUGGCAGCAGAGGCAGCAUGGAUGCCUGCUAUCGGCAAUGUUUCUACUGUGCUGUGUUUUGGCAUCUGCCUGGUUCUGAAUAUCACACUCACUGGUGGCUCGAACCGUGCUAUUUUCUUCCUGGCGCCCAUCCUUCUGCUCUUGAACCAGGAUUCAGAUAUCUUCGCAGGAUUUGGUGAUAGGCAGCGCUAUUUCCCAGUAACAGUUUCUAUUUCUGGUUAUUUAUUAUUGACGGCAUUGUAUAGGAUAUGGGAGGAGACUUGGCCUGGCAAUGGAGGAUGGGCUCUUGACAUUGGGGGCCCAGGCUGGCUGUUUGCUGUGAAGAAUUUUGCUCUUCUUGUGCUCACUUUACCGAAUCACAUACUCUUCAACCGCUUCAUGUGGGAUUAUGUCAGACAGACAGAUGCCAAGCUACUGCUGACACUACCGCUCAACUUGCCUUCGAUUAUAAUGACAGACAUACUUACUAUUCGGGUGUUAGGAUUGCUAGGAGCUAUGUACUCUCUUGCCCAGUACAUGAUAUCAAGGCGUAUAAGAAUCGCUGGGAUGAGAUACAUUUGA